AUGAGGGCUCCCAUUUUUGCAAUAUCCAACUUCAGAAGGUGUUGGGGGCACUACAGUGUAACACAUAAGGUGGCCUCACCUUAUCACCCGCGGACGAAUGGUCAAGCUAAGGUCUCUAACAGGGAAUUGAAGAAGAUACUGGAGAAGACUAUGGCCUUUACAAGGAAAGACUGGGCUCUCAAGCUAGAUGAUGCUUUAUGGGCUUAUCGGACUUCUUUCAAAACUCCCAUAGGACUAUCCCCAUUCCAAAUGGUCUAUGGGAAAGCUUGUCAUCUACCAGUACAAAUGGAACAUAAGGCAUACUGGGCCUUAAAGUUUCUGAAUUUUGAUGAAGUUUUGUCGGGGGAGAAGAGGAAACUGUAG
Molecule: messenger RNA, 363 nt
Organism: Glycine soja
Lineage: Eukaryota; Viridiplantae; Streptophyta; Magnoliopsida; Fabales; Fabaceae
Exons: 1
Coding region: 1-363 (120 amino acids)
Biological process (GO): DNA integration
Molecular function (GO): nucleic acid binding
Source: RefSeq, a predicted model, not a curated record